AUUCUCGGCUCCGACGCUUCAAUACACCACGAGGCGGGGGCAGAUCUUCGCCGUUGUGGCUGCGUUUAAGCUUUGAUGCCUGUCGUUGCUGCCGGAUCCCCAAAAUCUACUCUUUGAUUUUGUGUUGAUGCGCCCAACGUUGCUUUUCUGGUUCUACAAAGAACUCUCAGGCAACACUGCCGAUAGCCACUGAGAGGUCUUCGCGAAUUACCCAGGAGGGACUUAAGGAUUGUUGGAGAGCAGAUUCCAUAAGUCCAACAACCACACCUCAAUAUGGACUCAAGCAACUCCACUCGUCCCGAUAUAUCAAGCCAACAUCUGGGUCCGGCAGUUAGUAUCGUGACGUUCAUCUUACUGGUCACGUCGACUCUGGCUCUAAUCGCGCGGCUGUCAACGAAAUGGGCCGUGUCACACAGAGUUAACCUCGAUGAUCUUCUCCUUGGAAUUGCUCUGAUAUUCUCAAUUGGAAAUGGUAUAUCCACGUUCUACGAAGCAUCGAACGGGCUCGGCUCUCCAACGACCUCUUCUUCCGGGGCGCAACUCUUGGUUGCCCAGAAGGCAAGCUAUGCAGCCGAGCUUUUCUACAUUGCCAGCUUAUGCUUCACGAAGCUAUCGGCUGUUGCAUUCCUCUACAUGCUUACACCGAUCUCAUCGAAUGAAAUUCUGUGCAUCUCCUAUGGGAUCUUCACCAUUGUCUGGACUUUGACAACGUUUGCUUCGAGUGCAUUACAAUGCAGCGCUCCUAAGGUUUGGCUAAUCUUUGGGAACAAAUGCUUCAAUCAACAAGCAUUUUGGACUACCUAUCUAGUCAUUGAGAUGAUUUUGAACUUUUUACUUGUGGUUUACCCAAUUUAUAUGCUAUGGAACCUCCAUGUUCGCCGAGCUCAAAAGAUUGCAGUAUGGUGUUGCUUCGCAUUCCGAGUAUUUGUGGUGGCAGCACUCAUUGUACAGCUUGCCCUGUACCGACAUGCGUACGAGUCUUCCGACUUUCUGUUUAAAUCAUGGGGUGCAGUUACUGCUUCUGAAAUCGUUCUUUGUCUGUCUUACGUGGCGCCUUGUCUGCCGUACCUUCGACCAUUCCUCGAAAGCCUAGACUCUGGAAUGUUGAGGAAUGAUGGUAUACGCCGACUUGGACAUGGCGAGGCUGAAUCGAAGGCAUCCGGCUCUAAAGGUAGUGGGUCUUCGUACGGAUUGCAACCAGUCAGCAACAGUGCAGAGAAGAAGUCGCCACCUAGCACGACGGUCGGACUUGGACCGGAAGUGGCCACGCUUUGGACAGAGGGUUGGCAGGUACGCGGUCAGCACUAGGUGCCAGGAUGGAUGGGUUAUAUGACAAGGCGGGGACGGAUGGGAAGUGUAGAUAGACAGACAAGUAAGUUUAAAC
Molecule: messenger RNA, 1384 nt
Organism: Mollisia scopiformis
Lineage: Eukaryota; Fungi; Ascomycota; Leotiomycetes; Helotiales; Mollisiaceae
Exons: 5
Coding region: 274-1308 (344 amino acids)
Source: RefSeq, a predicted model, not a curated record